This is a messenger RNA of Botrytis porri, 216 nucleotides long. RefSeq lists its product as uncharacterized. The coding region runs from base 1 to 216 and encodes 71 amino acids. The record is from RefSeq and is a predicted model, not a curated record. The transcript has a single exon. NCBI's taxonomy places the organism in Eukaryota, Fungi, Ascomycota, Leotiomycetes, Helotiales, Sclerotiniaceae.
AUGGCUCGAUGUGCUAGCACUGGGAAAAAUUCAGUGGCUAACCUUUGCCGAAGCCAAAAUUUGCAGCGUUUAAACGACCAAGUCAAAGACUUAAAUUUUGGAUGGUCCGCAGUGUACGGCUUUAGUGAAAGUAUCAUGCAAGAUGAUGGAAGAGGUGUACUGCCUGGUCCGAGCAUCAAAACCUCUAAUAAAGCUUUCAGAGUUGACCCCUCAUGA